This is a messenger RNA of Vollenhovia emeryi, 2806 nucleotides long. RefSeq names its product engulfment and cell motility protein 1 (gene Ced-12). The transcript has 7 exons. Lineage: Eukaryota; Metazoa; Arthropoda; Insecta; Hymenoptera; Formicidae. Gene Ontology annotation, cellular component: plasma membrane. Gene Ontology annotation, biological process: actin filament organization; cell motility. Bases 172 to 2352 code for a protein of 726 amino acids. The record is from RefSeq and is a predicted model, not a curated record.
UCGCGGUCACGUGACCGCUGCAACUGCAUCUCGGGGAAUCGUUAUGACAGCGGAGACGUCAAAGCUCGCCAGCGGAUUGUAAACAAACGCUGGACCUGGCUGGACCGGCGUGGGCCUACGUAACACCGUAGUCGCGCGUCUCGCCGCACGGAACUCGCUCUUCCACCUUUUAUGUACACGCAGGCGAUCAAAAUGCCGGUCCAGAAGGAUUCGAAUAUCGUGAAGAUCGCCGUCCAGAUGACCGAUCAGGUGCCGCAGCUCAUCGAGUUCAAUCAGAAGCAACCUUUGGCCGGAAUUAUCCAGGAGCUGUGCAACGGAUGGGGCUUGUCUGAGGCGGAGUCGUACUCUCUGCAAUUUUCAGAGAAUAAUAAUCAGAAUUACAUCACGGAGAAAAAUAGAAACGAGGUGAAGAAUGGCAGUAUUCUCAGAUUGGAGUUUUCACCCUCGAAAACAGCGAGCGACAUUUUGACCAAGCUCAAUAAUGGGACGGUAGAAGAGAAAGUGACAGCUCUGCAGAAGCUGAGCACGCUCAGCAUAGACAUGACCUUCGCCCUGGAAUUUAUUAAUAGGAAGGGAUUGGCAUUAAUUAUUUCACAGGUGGAAGGUGGCAAAUAUAAGGGAAACACGCUUGCAUAUUCGCUUCAAUCGUUUGUGGAGUUGAUGGAUCACGGAAUCGUAUCGUGGGAUAUAUUGGAAACGCCCUUCAUCAACAAAGUGGCGAGCUAUGUCAAUAACCAAUCGGUACCUCAGGACACCAGUAUAGUGGAGGCGUCUCUGAGUAUUUUGGAGAACAUUGUCCUGAACUCGACGGGGAAGUAUGGACAAGUGGAAAAGGAAGUCACUUUUCCCAAUCUUGUAAUGCAUUUGCAGUGCAUGAAUCCGCAAAUUCAACAAAAUGCGAUAGCGUUGAUAAACGCACUGUUUCUGAAGGCUGAUCUGAACAAAAGGCGAGCGGUCUCUGCUACGUUACAAUCGAAACAAGUCAGGAACGUAUUCUUGACAAAUGUCAUACAGUCUACUGGACAGGUCGGUGCGGAAAUGGCGCAUCAACUCUAUGUAUUGCAGACGCUGAUGUUGAGUCUUUUAGAGCAACGAAUGAUGGCAAAGAUGGAUCCCCAGGAUCAGGACGCACAUGACAAAAUUAAGGAACUACGGAGGAUCGCCUUCGACACGGAAGGCGCGAAUAGUGGAGAUGUGACCGCUCGCAAGCAAGGACUUUUCGCCAAAGAUUACAAGAAAUUGGGUUUCAAAUACGACAUCAAUCCUGCUCUUGACUUCACCGAGACUCCACCGGGGAUGCUUGCGUUAGACUGCAUGGUAUAUUUCGCGCGUAAUCAUACUGAAGCUUACACGAAGGUCGUUCUUGAGAACUCGUGCAGGGCAGACGAGCAUGAAUGUCCUUUCGGCAGAACAAGCGUAGAACUUGUUAAAUUGCUUUGCGAGGUGUUACGCAUUGGCGAAGCUCCCAGCGAACAGGGUCAGUCUUAUCAUCCAAUGUUCUUUACGCACGAUCAUCCCUUCGAAGAGUUUUAUUGUGUCUGCAUAGUUUUGCUAAAUAAAACUUGGAAGGAAAUGAGAGCAACUACGGAAGAUUUCGUCAAAGUCUUCUCUGUUGUGCGCGAGCAGAUUACUAGGGCGCUUCAGUGUAAGCCCACAGGAUUGGACAAGUUCAAGAACAAGCUGCAGCAGCUGCCCUACUCGACGAUCACCAACCUCUGGCAACAGGAAAGAACAAACAGAGAGGAAUGGGAGAGCCACGCGAGGCCAAUUGUUGAACUUAGAGAACAGAUUACUCCUGAAAUCUUGGAGCUAAUUCAGCAGCAACGACUAGGAUUUUUAGUGCAGGGUACCAGAUUCAUGAAAUACAGUGCCAGGGGACAACGGAUUAAAGAUAAAUUUUGGUACGUUCGCUUAUCGCCAAAUCACAAAGUCUUCCAUUACGGAGACUGCGACGAGAAAUCGGUGCCGACAAUAGACGAACUCCCUACGAAAUUAGCGGUAGUCGAAAUUCGAGGGUUACUAAUCGGCAGGGAUUGUCCGCAUAUGAAAGACCUACAAAGACGGAAGACUACGCAUCAGUUGGCGUUUUCCUUGGCAUUGGACUCCGUUGAAGUAUCUAGUCUCGAUUUCGUUGCUCCCGAUGAACAAGUUUUCGAUUAUUGGACUGAUGGCAUUAACGCUUUACUCGGAAAUAGAAUGACUAGUAAAGAGGCUGAAAAUGACUUGGAGACUUUACUAUCCAUGGAUAUUAAAUUAAGACUUUUAGACGCCGAAGGGAUCGAUAUCCCGCAAGAUCCACCCACAAUUCCUGAACCACCGCCAAAUUAUGACUUUUGCUACGAGUUGAAGUAAAAACUGUAAGUCGUGCCCGUCUAUAUAGUUUACAUCAUGCAUUAAUAUUUUACAGGCAUAUUGAGCUAUCGAUCUUUGUUUACAAGUGUUGACUUUUAUAUUUUACCUGACUUUUCACACAUUUGCUACGAUACAGACUGAGAUUUCUCUCUCUAGAUCGUAACUUUCAAUUGCGCAUUUUAAUAAUAUAUAGAAUAUAGCAGUAUAUUUUGCCAAAGACAUUUUAUAAAUUUUAUAUACGUACGCAGUACUUUAUGUAUUUUUUAAGAAAUUAUUUAUCCAAUCGUAUAGGUACAAGUAACAUUACCGUAAUCAUGUUGACGAUCUUACUCUUAUAUAAUAAUUUAAUUAACUACAGAAGCGUCUGUUAAUAUAACCAAUCUGUCGUAAUAUAUUUUAUAUGUAUAACGAGACUUUAUAUAUCUUUAUUGUACUAUCAGUAUUUUAUAUUAUC